This is a messenger RNA of Vollenhovia emeryi, 7383 nucleotides long. It is a transcript of the gene PlexA, whose product is annotated as plexin-A4. Bases 40 to 5649 code for a protein of 1869 amino acids. Gene Ontology annotation, biological process: regulation of GTPase activity; sensory neuron axon guidance; negative regulation of cell adhesion. Gene Ontology annotation, molecular function: protein binding; semaphorin receptor activity. The record is from RefSeq and is a predicted model, not a curated record. Gene Ontology annotation, cellular component: semaphorin receptor complex. Lineage: Eukaryota; Metazoa; Arthropoda; Insecta; Hymenoptera; Formicidae. The transcript is spliced from 11 exons.
GACAUAGUCCAGAAGUUCCACGAUCCGGAGGUGGAGCGCAUGAACCAUCUGGUGGUGGACAAGAACACCGGCCGGGUGUACGUAGGCGCGGUUAAUCGUCUCUAUCAGCUGUCGCCGGACCUGCUGCUGGUCGUAAAGGAGGUCACCGGGCCGAAGGGCGACUCCACGGCGUGCUCGAUGCUAGACUGCCCCCGCGAGGCGCAAAAGCGGCCGGUCGACAACGUGAACAAGGCCCUGGUGAUCGAUUACACCACCACGCGGCUCAUCUCCUGCGGCAGCCUGUUCCAGGGCAUGUGCACGGUGCGCAAUCUGCACAACAUAUCGGACGUGGUGCAGGAGGUGAAGGAGGCGGUGGUGGCGAACAACGCCACCGCCUCGACGGUCGCGUUUAUCGCGCCCGGUCCGCCGAAUCCGCCGGUCUCCCAGGUCAUGUAUGUCGGCGUGACCUUCACCGGUAACUCGCCGUAUCGCUCCGAGGUGCCGGCGGUGAGCUCGCGGUCCCUCGACAAGGACAAGAUGUUGAACAUCGCGGAAGCGGCGGUCACGACCGGUACGCGAAUGUACGUUAAUUCACUGUCGCGCGAACGUUACCCCAUCAACUACAUCUACGGCUUCAGCAGCGGAGGAUUCAGUUAUUUCCUCACCACGCAGAUGAAGAACACGGAGACGCCGAUCUAUCUUUCGAAACUGGUCCGGGUGUGCCAGGACGACGAGCAUUAUUACUCGUACACGGAGAUACCGAUUAAUUGCACCAGCGACGAUCGUAUUUACAAUCUCGUGCAAGCCGCCUACGUCGGCAAGGCCGGCUCGGUGCUCGCCGGCGACCUGGGUAUCACCGCUCAGGACGACGUGCUGUUCGCCGUGUUCGCCGAGAGCGACGGACCCAACAGUGACGUGCCGCGGCCACUCUCGGCUCUGUGCGUGUACUCGCUCAAGGCAAUCCGCCGCAAGUUCAUGAGCAAUAUACAGAGAUGCUUCAGCGGCGAGGGACAGCGGGGCCUGGAGUUCAUCUCGCCGAGCCACAAAUGCAUAUCAACGAAACUGCAAACGAUCGGCGAAGACUUCUGCGGCCUCGACGUGAACACGCCCUUGGGCGGCGAAGAGCCGAUGGGCGCAACUGCAGUUUUGACGUUCGAGACUCACCUGACGGCUGUGGCUGCCACUUCAACGGGCGAUUACACCGUGGUCUUCGUGGGCACCAAUAAGGGACACCUCAAAAAGGUGGUGGUGGAGAGCUCGACGCUGGCAUUGGAGUACGGUGAUCUCGAGAUCGAUCCCGGCUCUCCGGUGAACCCGGAUCUGCUGUUCGAUUCGCAGCUGAUGCAUCUUUACGUGCUGACAGAGAAGAAAGUAUCUAAGGUCAAGGUACAAGAGUGUUCGGUCUACAAGACCUGCUGGGACUGUCUGGGUGCCAAGGAUCCGUACUGCGGCUGGUGCUCGUUGGAGAACAAGUGCAACUUGCGUAGCGACUGCCAGGACGCGGCCAAGGAUCCGCUGUACUGGAUCUCCUACAAGAGCGGUAGAUGCACGACGAUCACCACCGUCACGCCGGACCAACUGCAACGCACCACUGCCAGGACUCUUGAGCUCGUCAUCGAGAACCUGCCGACGCUCUCCGGGCAGUUUCUGUGCGCGUUCUCCGCCCUCGACAAGACCCUGAUUACGAACGCCUCGCGCAAGUCCUACGGCGUAAACUGCACCACGCCGAGGACCGAUUUGCUGCCGUCGAUACCGCCGGGCCGGCACCAUUUCACGGCCAAACUGUCCGUGCGGAUGACAAACGGGCCCGAUUUGGUGGCGACAAAUUUCACUUUCUUUGACUGCAACACGUACAGCUCGUGCACACAGUGCGUGUCGUCGAGCUUCCCGUGCGACUGGUGCGUUGAUGGUCAUCGGUGCACGCACGACACUGCGGAGAAUUGUCGUAACGAUAUCCUCGUCACGGGAGUCAGCAGAAUGGGACCAAGCUAUAGAAGUGGGCCAGGUUUUUGUCCCACUAUAAACGCCACCGAAUCUCAAGAGAUCCUCGUGUCUUCCGGUAUCAAAAAGGCGAUACGAGUCAAAGUGCAUAUCAUUGGGCAAUUCAUCAUACAAACGCGGUUCGUGUGCCAAUUCAACAUCGAGGGUCGCGUGACGAGUGUAAACGCACGUCUGUUGGCCGACACGAUCUACUGCGAGGAGACAGAAUUCUCUUAUACCUCCCGCGCGCCGAACAUCACGGUACCUUUCGCAGUGAUCUGGGGCGGUUCCAAGCCCCUGGAUAAUCCAGACAAUAUACACCUUGUGAUAUACCGUUGCCGCGACAUGGCGGACAACUGUGGCAUGUGCCUGGCCCUGCCGACGAAGUACGGAUGCGGCUGGUGCCAGAGCUCGGACAGAUGCGAGGUGAAGGAUCAGUGCGACCGCGGCUCGGGCAUGUGGCUCAACAGCAACCAGACCUGCCCAAAUCCGGAGAUCAAAUCGUUUGAACCGGUAAUGGGCCCCUGGGAGGGCAACACGAACGUGACGAUUCGCGGUAUCAAUCUCGGCAAGACGUUCAAGGACAUAGUCGGUGGCGUCACCGUGGCCGGUAUGCGAUGCCUACCUUACGAAGAACUCUACAUUCGGACGAAGCAGAUUGUUUGCCGAGUCGACGGACCUGGGACGCAGGAAGGCAGGAGCGGGCCCGUCAUCGUCAAGAUCGAGGACUUCCGCGGCGAAUCCGACUACAAUUUCGAAUUUGUAGAUCCGCAAAUCAUCUCGAUAUCACCGAAAUACGGGCCUUUGAGCGGUGGCACCACCAUCAAGAUCACCGGCAAUUACAUGAACGCCGGUAGUACCAUCCAUGCUGACAUCGACGACCUGCCCUGCUCCAUAAUAAGCGCUGAACCCAACGAGGCCCUCUGCAUGACGAGCCCGAGCGAGCGAAAGCGGAGCGGCCAGCUAAAGAUGUUGUUCGACGGUGGCAAGCGUUUAUACGACGGUUACUUCGAGUACGUCGACGAUCCGACGAUCGAGAGCGUGGAGAGCGGCGUGGCCGGUCAGAUGAAGGUCCCAAAGGGAAUCCCGGCGGGUGGAAUAAAGAUCUCGGUGACCGGCAAGAACCUCGGCUACAUACAGAGCCCGCAGAUGUACGUCUACUACGACGAGAAGAUGUUCGUGUCGCAGUGCGAGGUGCACAGUCAGGAGAGCAUGGUGUGCAAGUCGCCGACCAUCGAGGUGCCCGAGCACGUGAUACUGGACGCCGAACGGCCGCUCUCCCUCGAGUACGGUUUCCGCAUGGACAAUGUUACCGGCGUGCAGAAUCUCUCGCAGCACGGCUUCAACCACUUCCUCCUGUAUCCGAAUCCGAUCUACGAGGUGUUCGACGAGGAGGUCAAGUAUUACAAGAGCGAUUACCUGACGAUCAACGGCCAACACCUCGAUCGCGCCUGCCAAGAGUCCGACGUGGUCGUGCAAAUCGGUAACGCCUUCUGCAACGUCACGUCCUUGUCGCGGCAGCAGCUCACCUGCCGACCGCCCUUGACGCAACCGCCGGCUAUCGACGCCCAGGGUCUGCCCAAUAAACAAGAAUUGCCGGAGGUGGUGCUGAUAGUGGGCGGCGCGCUUCGUUAUAACAUCGGCAAGCUUAGCUACGCACUGCCAGCCGGGCUCAACGGGCCGCUGUCGAAACCCGCGCUCAUCGGCGUCAUAGCCGCUAUUGUGGUCUUAGUAUUCGUAUUUAUAGCGUUCCUAAUCGCCUAUCGCAGAAAAUCCACGGAGAGCAAUCGCGUGUUGAAGAAUAUGCAGGAGCAGAUGGAUAUUCUUGAGCUACGAGUCGCUGCCGAAUGUAAGGAGGCCUUCGCCGAAUUGCAGACGGAAAUGACUGAUCUCACAGGGGACCUCACCACCGGUGGCAUACCCUUCCUCGAUUACCGCACUUACGCGAUGAUGAUCUUAUUCCCCAGCGACGACAACAGUCCGGUGCUGCAGUGGGACAGGCCGGAGCUCGUACGAAAGGAAAAGGGGCUGCGCUUGUUCGGUCAACUGAUUAUGAACAAGACAUUCCUCUUGUUGUUCGUACGUACUCUCGAGAGCAAUCGUUAUUUCUCGAUGAGAGAUCGAGUCAACGUUGCCAGCCUGAUCAUGGUUACGCUACAAAGCAAAAUGGAAUAUUGCACGGACAUCCUGAAGACCUUGCUGGCGGAUCUGAUCGAGAAGUGCACGGAAGGCAAGAGCCAUCCAAAGUUAUUCCUGAGACGAACUGAGAGCGUUGCUGAGAAAAUGUUGUCUGCUUGGUUCACGUUUCUCUUGUACAAAUUCAUGAGAGAAUGCGCCGGCGAACCAUUGUACGUACUGUUUCGUGCGGUAAAACAGCAGGUCGAUAAGGGUCCUGUCGAUGCGAUUACUUCAGAAGCACGAUAUUCCUUGUCCGAGGAAAAAUUGAUCCGACAAUCUAUCGACUUCAAGCCAAUGACGGUUUACGUUUCGAUAUCGCAACAAACCGUGUUUGUUGGCGGAAUGGAUCCCAACACGGAGAACGUGCCGGUCAAGGUCCUAGACUGCGACACAAUAUCUCAAGUGAAGGAGAAAGCGUUGGACACGAUCUACCGAGCGACCCCGUACAGCCAAAGACCCCGGAAGGAGGAUCUUGAUCUCGAGUGGCGAACUGGCGCAUCCGGUAGAUUAAUUCUCUACGACGAAGACUCGACAACGAAGACGGAAGGCGAGUGGAAGAAGAGGAACACUUUGAAUCACUACAGGGUACCGGACGGAGCGUCGCUCAACUUAGUCUCCAAACAAUCGUCUAUAUACAAUCUCUCGAUUCUGUCGGAGAAAACGGACAAGUCGCACAAGUACGAGACUUUGAACCUUAGCAAGUUCAGCUCGGCGAGUCCUCCACUCUCUCGCGCCACCUCGCCGCUCAAUCAGAAUAUUGAGGCUGGUAUGAAGGUCUGGCAUCUCGUCAAGCACCACGACUCCGACGCGCGAAAAGAGGGAGAUCGCGGCAAUAAAAUGGUCUCGGAGAUCUAUUUGACGAGGUUACUGGCGACCAAGGGUACACUCCAGAAAUUCGUCGAUGAUCUUUUCGAGACGAUAUUCAGCACUGCCCAUCGAGGCUCGGCGCUACCUCUCGCCAUCAAGUACAUGUUCGAUUUUAUGGACGACCAAGCUCUGCAGCACGGCAUAUCCGAUCCGGAAGUGGUCCACACGUGGAAGAGCAAUUCCCUUCCUCUUAGGUUUUGGGUUAAUCUCAUCAAAAAUCCGAAUUUUAUUUUCGAUAUACACAAGUCCAACAUCGUGGACUCGUGUCUAUCCGUCGUGGCGCAGACAUUCAUGGACAGUUGUUCGACGUCGGACCAUAGAUUAGGUAAGGAUUCUCCGAGUUCAAAGCUAUUAUAUGCGAAGGACAUUCCAGUGUACAAAGAGUGGGUGGAGCGUUACUACUCAGAUAUUAAAGUCAUGCCAGCCAUAUCCGAUCAAGACAUGAAUGCCAUGCUUGCCGAAGAAUCGAGGUUGCACACAACGGAGUUUAACACGAAUUGUGCUUUAUACGAACUGUACACAUACGCGGGUAAAUACAACGAACAACUAAUAGUCACGCUCGAGGAGGACGAGUUCUCGCAGAAGCAGAGACUGGCGUACAAGCUCGAGCAAGUGCACAAUAUAAUGGCGGCGGACAAUCCCUGAUGCAUGACCAUGAACUCCAUGAAGCACAUGACGAAACCUGCUCGUCAAGAGUUACCCUGCUGAGCGGUCAAUCGCGGUCCGGCAUAAUUAUCAACGGCGCGAACGAAGGGAACUGGCCUACCUUGAAAUCGAUUAUCUCAGGUUCCGUGCAAAAGCCAGUUUUCCCAGAUUAAUCGCGAGUCGCGAGUGAACUUUAAAGUUAUUCCGACACACGGCGGGGCUGGAAAAAGGAGCGUCGCGAGUUAAACUGGGAAUUAAUUAAAGGACUAAGUGUUAAAAGUAUGUGUCGAGGAAGUCUUCUCAGAGGUCGCCAGUUCGUAGGUGUGGCCAUAAUCAUAAGCAGCACAUUGCCGCGUGCGCGCGUAAUUGUACAUAAGAUAUCAAAAAAAAAAGAAUCAUGAAUAAUUGUAAUAGGAUAUUAAAUGGUACGAUCACCGCUCGACGGUCGAGUCGAGCGGAGGAAGCGGGGCGAGAGCGUUUCCCUCGUCGCGCACGGUGAUCGCACGCCCGUUUGCACCGCGAGUGAUUUUAAAGAUGAAUGUAACGUGAAACGCACGCUAGUGAUAAGAGAAGGAGCGAGCCCUCGAUGUCGAGCGACAAUUUGUAAAUGUGUUUAAAAGGAAAAGAGGAACGAUCGAUCGCCGGCGCCGUCACCUCGGCGAUCCGGCGAUCUUUUUAACGAAGAAACAUUUCCAUCCACCGCUACUCUAGCUGAAAUUUUUUGAAUUACGGAGAACUGACGAAUUUUAAGAGAAUAAUGAUAAUUACCGGUAACGAUGAAAUAAUUAAAUAUGGGUAUAUUAUAUAUAUAUAUGUAUAUGUAUGGAUGGUAUGUCGUAUGUAUAUGUGUACAUAUAUACACUUUAUACCGGCGCAAGCAUGCCUGUGUGUGCGUGUGCGUAUAUCUAGUAUCCGAUGAGGAGGCGCGCGUGCGAGCAGGUAGGACGGUAUUCCGCGCCGAGUUGUUUUGCCAUAACUUUAUCACGCAAGGAUCGAGACCCGUGCAAGUCUCACCCGCUCACACGCUUACGUGGCGCGCUGUCGCUCGCUCGCACGCUCCAUAACUCGGCGGCGCCGUACCGCGCGCACGUGCGCAUUUAAUAUGGUGUAUUACGUAUACUUACACGGCGCUCGAGAAGGAGGGAAGAGGGGUGGGGGAGGAAAGAAAAAAAGAAACAGGAAAGAGGAGAGUCGUCCGCGCGACGGAGACACGACUGUGUAUUAGUUAGUAAGUAAUUAAUCUAUGGACUAUGGCCGCGCGCGAGGCCAGCUCGAUGUGACGGUUGUGUUGAGUGUGCGUGCUUCCCCUCCUUGGUCUCCGCGACUCGUUGUUCCAUUUCGCCAUUUAAUCGUUCAUUCCUAUCGUCGUGCAUCCAUCACCGAUAUCAUCGCCGCUGUGUUCCAUAAUCAUCGACAGCCCCUAUCCUUCCCCUUCCACGUCCUCGUGUCCAUCGUUAUCUCCGAAUCUAUCUCCCCCUCUCGUACUACUUGUGGUAUGCCCGCCACGAGAAACUCUCCUGCUCUUCCUUCAUCCUCCUACAAUUCAUCUACUUUCAAUCCUCCCUUUCUCUAUCUACCCCCCUGUCUCUCUCUCUCUUUCUCUCUCUUUUUCUCCCUUGUAAUGCUUCAACGCCUCCGUCGUCAUGUUGUUGUCACUCUUAAUUAUUGUAAUAUAUAAUGAAUAACGAUCACUGUUGAGUAUUGUCUGAUUGUAAUACAUUGAUAUUGAAUUGA